UUCUUUGACCUAGAAGGAUUUCCAUUCUAAACCCGAUGAGGGUAGGAGCUUAUCGAUACUUCUGGCAGCGGCUACAGUAUCCUAGACAUCGGAGUCCCACGGAAGCUUAUUUGGGACAAGUCCGGCUCCAGCCGGGAAUAGUGCCCCACGCAUUCCUGUCCCCGCGGGGCGGGGGGGGGGGUGCCGGUCUGUGUGGCAGCUCGACUGAUUUCCCUGCAAACAGUUUUAAUUAUUUAAUAUCUAAUAUGUUUCCACUAACUGAGGAAAACAAGCAUGUGGCCCAGUUGUUGCUUAGUACUGGUACCUGUGCAAGAUGCAUCUUCAGAUUCUGUGGUGUGGAUGUUCAUGCACCAUACAAACUUCCCUACAAGGAGUUGCUCAAUGAACCAAAAUUUCUGGAAACUGAAAAUGACGAAUUAGCUUCAGAAGUUCCAAACCCACCUCCCAAGAAAAUUCGACUGCAAGAACUUGAAGAUGGAAUUGAUGGGAUGGAUAAUCUGGGUCAAAAUGGAGAGGGAAAGCUCUCAGUUAUUGAAGAUGGAAGCAUGGCUUCCAAGAACUCAAAUUUAAAUGUAUGCAAUGUGUGCCUAGGAAUUCUUCAAGAUUUCUGUGAAAAAGCAUUCAUUAAAAAGGUGUGCCAAAAGGUUGAGGCCUCUGGGUUUGAAUUCACCAACUUGGUAUUUUCAGUCUCCUUCCCACCACAACUAUCUGUAAGAGAGCAUGCUGCAUGGUUGCUGGUAAAACAGGAAAUGGGAAAGCAAAGUCUGUCGCUGGGAAGAGAUGAUAUAGUUCAGCUAAAAGAAGCCUACAAAUGGAUAACUCACCCCCUGUUUUCAGAGGAACUGGGUGUUCCCAUUGAUGGAAAGAGCUUGUUUGAAGUGAGUGUGGUCUUUGCUCACCCAGAGACAGUUGAAGAUUGCCACUUCCUACGCGCAAUAUGCCCAGAGUGUUUCAAGCCAGCCAAAAACAAACAGUCAGUAUUCACUAGAAUGGCAGUAAUGAAAGCUUUGAAUAAGAUAAAAGAAGAGGAUUUCCGCAAGCAGUUUCCUUGUCCUCCAAACUCACCAAAGGCUGUAUGCACUGUUCUUGAAAUUGAAUGUGCUCAUGGUGCUGUUUUUGUGGCUGGGAGAUAUAAUAAAUACUCCAGGAAUCUACCACAAACUCCUUGGAUAAUUGAUGGAGAAAGGAAGCUGGAGUCUUCUGUGGAAGAAUUAAUUUCAGACCAUCUUCUGACAGUGUUCAAAGCAGAGAGCUUUAAUUUUUCAUCCUCUGGAAGAGAAGAUGUUGAUGUGAGAACAUUAGGAAAUGGAAGGCCCUUUGCAAUUGAGCUGGUGAAUCCUCAUAGAAUACAUUUCACUUCACAAGAAAUUAAGGAACUUCAGCAGAGAAUUAAUAACUCAUCUAACAAAAUUCAAGUUCGUGACUUGCAGCUUGUCACAAGAGAAGCAAUAGGACACAUGAAAGAAGGUGAAGAAGAAAAGACCAAGACCUACAGUGCCUUAAUAUGGACAAAUAAAGCAAUACAGAGGAAGGACAUUGAAUUCCUAGAUGACAUAAAGGACUUAAAGAUCGACCAGAAGACACCUUUACGAGUCCUUCACCGGCGGCCGCUGGCUGUGAGAACCCGCCUCAUUCACUCCAUGGAGACACACUAUGUGGAUGAGCACCAUUUCCGUCUCUAUCUGAAGACUCAGGCUGGAACCUACAUUAAAGAGUUUGUACAUGGAGACUUUGGAAGAACCAAGCCGAACAUUGGCUCUCUGAUGGAUGUGACUGCAGACAUUCUAGAGCUGGAUGUUGAGUCUGUAGAUGUUGACUGGCCCCCUGCUCUGGAUGAUUGACUUCAAAUUUGGAAACAAGGAGUAGGGUUUUCUGGCACAGUGUGGACGUCCAUUCAGCAUAAACUUUUACAUGGCUGUUUACCCACCAUAACGGUGCCUUGGAAACCAUCUGGAUCAUGUUGAUCUAUAUAUUUUUUAAUUUGUUGUAACAUCUCAGGAUCUAUGUAUGUGUAUAUUUUGUGUUGAAUUGUUCUAAGAAUGUCAUACGAUUUUUCUCAUUCCCUCUCCAUUCCCCCACAAGCCAAACUAUGAAUACUGAAACCAUUUUCUAACUUUCAUUUAGAGAGGUACAAACAGAAUACAUUCUCUAGUAAUCUUAGAACCUGUAAUUUCUGUCAGCAAAAUUUCCCUCCACAAGAGAGAUACCACUUUUAAAAUCAUGUUUUAAUUUUUUCAAUGAUCUUGAUAAAAAGUUACAUCUAGCUUUAAUGCAUCACAGUAUCCUUGUAAUAGUCUAAGAUAUCAAAUGCAAACCUGACAUCAUUAAUAUUUUUCCCAGUAAGCUUCAAGCAAGCUAUCACCAACAGAAGUACUUUGGGUGUGAUCUGUUACAAAUCUUAAUGACUCCAAGUUCCUGUUUUGAUAAUCUAAAAUUGUCAGUACAUUUCCUGGGGGAGAAAAAGUGAAACCUUAGGAAUUGAGGCAUACCAUGGUAAGAGACAUUCACAAAUCUUUUAACUAAGGAGACACAAGUGCCUUCAAUGACUUCAAUCCCAGGGAUAAGAUUUUGAAAAAUUUAGAUUGCUAAACAAAGGUAAGCUGAUAUUAUUCCAGACUGCUUCAGAGUAUUAUCCAAUUUCAGACAUCCUCACCAGGUGGAUAUGAUAUUAUCAUCUACACUUUAUAAAUGUGAAAACCAAAGAACAGAAGUUAACUGAUUUAUCUAAAAUCGUUAGUUAAUUCCGUAUCUAGGACUAGGACUGAAGUUUCCCAGUCUCUAGGUCUUUUCUAAUAAACUUGAUUAUUGGGCACCUACUGUAUGGAAGAGGCACCCAAGAAUGUCAUUUCCAUGCAUGUAACUAUGACAACUGACUUUUGGAAUUUAGAUAUCAAAUCAAGCUUACCAAAAAACAGCCCAAGUAAAUUUCAUAUGAUCGCAUAUGAUUACCAUCUGUUAAUAAGUUAAUCAUCAGUUGGCACUAUGAAGAGAAAAAACUUUAAGUAAGCAAAACCUAAAGAAAAUGGAUGAGUCAUUAAGAAGUUUCAGUAAGGAGCCUCAUUAAAAUUUCAGAUUUAUGUGCAAUUUCCAGCACCCUGAUUCAACUAUCUGAGCUUAUUUUAGAACACAUGUGACUUGGAUAGUUGUGAUUACUCACUUUCCUGUCUCUACAUUAAACAUGCUUCAUAAAUACUAAGUUGUAUUAUUCACCUUAUGAAUUAGGAAAAUGGGUUAACUGACAUGAAAUUUCAUAUGUGAAUAAUAGCAGAUAAUUUUUUCACUAUUUUCAAUCCAGAAAAUGAGAAAGGGUUAAUAGAAAUAAACUUUUGAUAAGACGGUAAGAACAUUUGUGUGAAUGUUUCUCAGUUUCAGGGGAAGUUUUGCUACAAAAGAGAUUUAAAUAAUUUGGGGAACAGCCUUUUUCAUUUAUUCUUUGAUUUUUACAUCCACAUAAGAGAAUCAACUUUGAUGUAAUCUUUCCUGAGUUGAUUUUAAGCGGUACCCUUUAUUAUUAAUAGAUAAAAUAUAUUUUAUAUUUUUCAGUUUGAAAUAACUUCAAACUUAUAAGAAAAGUACAAAGUACAUUUUUCCCUGAAAUGUAUCAUCCCAAAUACAUUAGUGUGUAAUUUCUGAAAACAAGGGCAAAUUCUGACAAUCCAGGAUAUUAUUCUGCUUCACCGCAAAAUAACUGUCAAAGUUAAGAAAUUAACACUAACAUUGCUAUUACAUAGUCCACAGACCCCGCUCAAAUUUCAUCAGUUGUCGCAACAAUGUCCUUCAUAGUCAAGGGAUGAUACUUUGCAUUUAAUUGUGUCUCUCUAAUCUUCCCCAACCUGAAACAUUUUGACUUUCAUUAAUGUAAUGUUUUUGAAGAUUUCAGGCCAGUCAUUUUGUAGACUGUGCCUCAUUUUGAUUUGCCUGAUGUUUCUUUAUAAUUAGGUUCAGAUUGUACCUUUCUAGCAAGAAUACCACAGAAGAGUUACUGUCUUCUUGCAUCUUUGCAGAUGUACACAAUUUUGAUUACUGCAGUUAUGAUGAUUGGGGUUUGAUCAAUUAACGAAGGGUAUAGCGAGUGCCAAGUCCCUCCACUUUUUAUAGUUACUUUUUCCCUUUAACAAGUGUCUUGUGGAAUUCCCUGGUAGCCUACUAGGUUAAGGAUCUGGCAUUGUCCCUUCGACAUAUCCCCAUCACUCUUGGAGCAUGUUCUUACCUUUAAUGCAAAGAUAAUGCAGGCUCAUACUGUAUUUCAUCUGCACUAGCCCUGAAAUAGGCUAUUUCUCUAAGAAAUGGUUCCUUUUCAUGGAAAGUGAUGGUUAGAAAAAGGUCUGGAUACUAGGUGUGCUCAUUGCUGUUGUGGCAUUGCUGCUCCCAAGCUCUGUCAUGACACAUGCACACACAUGCCUAUAUAUUGAAAACUGUGAGUUUUUACUGGUACUUCCAGUUCCAACCUUCUUCUAGGUUUCUCCCUUUCCAUAUUUGUAAUUCCUGACAGUGAGAAAUCUGACUCCCAUUAGCCUUAAUAUUAUUUACUUGAUAGAUCUUCUCUCUCAUAAAUAACCAAUCUCCUAUCACUGCAUCCUUAUUCCAGAUCACUGAGAUUCCCUUCCUUAGCAUCCUCAAAUGUUCUCAGACUCUACGCUGGGCUACCACCUUCACCCCCUGAGGUAACACCUACCUGUAUCUUGCUCAGAAUAAUCAAAUGACUUUUGUCCUGAAUUGUUCAGGAAGGGAGAAACACAGGCAGGAAGGCAGAAAAUGAAACUCUUUAAAAGUCAUUUCAUGGAGUUCCCGUCAUGGCUCGGUGGUUAACGAAUCCAACUAGGAACCAGGAGGUUGCAGGUUCGAUCCCUGCCUUGUUCAGUGGAUUAAGGAUCUGGCAUUGCCAUGAGCUGUGGUGUAGGUCACAGAAGCAGCUCAGAUCUGGUGCGGCUGUGGCUGUGGUGUAGGUUAGCAGCUACAGCUCUGAUUUGACCCCUGGCCUGGAACCUCCAUAUGCUGCAAGUGUGGCCCUAAAAAGACUAAAAAUAAAAAAUAAAAGGCAUUUCAGUACUCUACAAAAUUAGCAUUUUAAAGGACAGUUACAUAUGCAAGUAUUCAGCUACAGCAUUCCAUAAAGAUGUCUAAUGUUUCUAAGCAACAAAAACUACCUUUCUCUGUAAGGUGGGUGCUAUGAAUAUAAAGAAAAUCUUGCUGAUAUUUUAAAGUCAAAGCAACAGAAUUUUUUCUAAGGAUUUUAGAAUUUUUUUCCAUUUAUUAUAUUACCAAGAAAAAAAUCACUGUACACAAGAUAUUACAAAGGUAAUAAAACACUCUGUACAAAAGGCAUUUUGACAUUUUAAAAAUGAUUGCAUCUUGAUUUCCCUGUGAAAUCUGAAUGAAGCCUUGCUGGGUAGAGUA
Molecule: messenger RNA, 5397 nt
Organism: Sus scrofa (pig)
Lineage: Eukaryota; Metazoa; Chordata; Mammalia; Artiodactyla; Suidae
Gene: PUS10
Product: pseudouridine synthase 10
Biological process (GO): tRNA pseudouridine synthesis
Molecular function (GO): pseudouridine synthase activity; RNA binding
Source: RefSeq, a predicted model, not a curated record